Messenger RNA from Schistocerca cancellata (South American locust), 4436 nucleotides. RefSeq names its product zinc finger protein 277. The record is from RefSeq and is a predicted model, not a curated record. Bases 96 to 1331 code for a protein of 411 amino acids. Lineage: Eukaryota; Metazoa; Arthropoda; Insecta; Orthoptera; Acrididae. The transcript is spliced from 9 exons.
CUGGGGGUAGUUGUCAAUUAGCAGAGGAAAAGGUGUUGGUGGAAAGGGAAGGGGUGGAGUAGUUUUGAGGUUUAGGAAUAAAUAAUUUAAUACGUAUGGAGUUUACGGAGGAAGGUGAACAGGGGAAAUUUUUUGGACCAUUAUCUUUCACGGAAGUGGACUUAGAACACUACAUUCAUACUUUAGAUGUGGAUGAGUUAUUGCCAUGUAUCCUGUGUGAAGAUAAAUUUGUUCUACCAAGUAAAAACAAAGAAUUUAUAGAACACUUAUAUGAUUGUCACAGAUUACUCAUAUCUGAUCUGCACCACAUUGUGGAUUUGAAAAGUUACUUCAGAUACUGGAAAGACCGAUUUGCAUCUCUGCCUGUAACUGAUGUGUGUCAUGUGAUAGAACAACAGUUUUCGUCUCACAGUUCUUAUGUAUUGGGAGCAUUUGUAGAGGAGGACAAAGCCUUGAGAGAGAAACUACAGCAUAAGCGGUUGGAAGCAGUUUUGGCAUGCCAAGACAGAGAAAGGCAAGAUAAAACAUUUUCAAGAGAAUGUUUAUUAUGUAAAACGCACCUGACUGGCACAAGAGCAAAUUACUUUAAUCACCUGGCCACCAUUCAUAAUUUAAAAAUUGGACAUCCUGACAAUUUAGUAUUCACGGAUGAAUUAAUUGACAAAUUGCAAAAAACACUAGAGAGGUUGCAGUGCUUGUAUUGUGAAAAGUAUUUUAAAAAACGUGAAUCAUUAAAGGAGCAUAUGCGCAAAAAGCAACACAAAAGCAUAAACCCAGACAAUAAGUGUUAUGACAAAUUUUACGUUGUAAAUUACUUGGAACUUGGCAGGAAUUGGCGCGACAUACAGGCAGAAAAAGAUUCCUCCAGUAGUUACAGUGAGAGUGACAGUGAAGAAGAAAAAAUAGAAACUGAAAAGAUGGCUUCUGGAAUGCCAUUUGAUGCAACUGGUACUGUUACAUGCCUGUUUUGCAAUGAAAUAAGUGCAUCAUUUGAAGAUGCCUUAGAACAUAUGGAUUCAGCUCAUGAAUUUGAUUACAGUCAGAUUGUUGAAGACAACCACUUAUCAUUUUAUGAACAGGUAAAACUUGUCAACUACAUCAGACAUCAGAUGUAUGCCCUAAUAUGUAUGAAGUGCCAUAAACUCUUUCAAGAUCGUGGAGAUCUGUUAAACCAUAUGACCAAAGAAAGACAUUUUAUGCUUCCAAGGAAAGAAGUGUGGAACCAACCAGAGUAUUAUUUCCCAACCUACGAAAAUGACAAUUUCCUCUGCAAUCUCGAUGCUGAUGAAGGUAUUACUAAGAAAAUGAAAACGUGUUCUACUCAUGACUGAACUGGAGGAUCCAAAAGAGGAUGCAUGCCAUUCCAGACACAUUCUUCACCUCACUCAAUAGUGGAAAAAUUGUUUGGGUUUCAUUUGUGGGAGUUUUUUUAAACAUGUUUUUUUAAAAUAUUUUUUAUACUUUUUGUAAUAGUGAUGAAAUAUGUUCCAAGUAUCACAUACUUUCUAACUGCAGUACAUAGAAUCCUUGUGAAAAAAAUCAUUGUUAUAUAAUAUAACAAGCAUCCCUUUGUAAUGUAUUUAGAUAUAAGGCCAUUAGCUGUCUCAUGAGUUGAUUUCACAAAUUUUAAUUUUUCAACAGAGUAUGAAGUUAAUACAUCAAAGACGUGUUUUGUAAUUCACAUGGUAUAAAUUAUUUAAAUGUUUCAGAGUUAUUUUAGUUUCAUGUACUUUACCAUUCUUUUUUGUAUAUUUUAAUAAGCUGCUAGCAUUCCAUCCUCUGUGAAACUGUAUCAAGGAAAGAAAGAAAAAGAAACAAUGGAUUUUAGACAUAUCCUUUCAUCUUGGAACAUGAUCUUUCAGUCUGCAUGUGGGACCAUAUGGGCACAUGGCAACUGAAAGGAAAAUCUUAUCCUAUGGCGGAAACAGGUGAACUGGAUUAAGACUUUCGAAAGCUUUUCUUUUUUUGUAGGGAUGUUUGAUACUGAAAGUGUUCUAUCUAGUAUUCUGAAGACUAUGAGAAAGGUUUUUACAACAUAAAAAUACUUAAGGAUUAAUGGAGAUCAUGCACCAAUAAGCAGAAGUGCUGAGUUGUCAGUAGGCACACGCAAAAGGAAGAGAACUUGUAGCUUUGCUUUCAGAGUUACCCUUUGACAACAGGAGAUAACAACAGGACACACACACACACACACCUCCCUAUACCCCUAAAUGGUACCAGCUAGACUGACAGGCCCAAUGCUGUUUUGUGGGAGGUGGACUGGUCUGUGUCGGGUGGGGUGGCUAGAGGGAAAGAGCAACCCUCUCCCUCUAUGCACCCCACCCCACCCACUUCUGCAUCUUAGUGAGUGAUCUCCUUUAAUCCUAAAGUAUUCAAAUUCUACAAAAACUUUCCUACCAAAUUUUUACAGUGUGUGCAAUUUAAUCUCUCUUUCAUAAGAGUGUCUCAAAAUACAAUAAAUUUUGUAUUUGCUAGACACUGUUGUACCUGUGGCAAUUGGUCUAGAACAUAAAUAAUGAAAUUAUCACUGAGAUGACAUGGAGCCGAAAACAGUCAGCAAAAAAAGAAAAAAAAUCCUACCCUAUGACGGAAAUAGUUGAAUUCAAUUCAGAUUUUUGAAAGGUUUUAUUCUUUUGUAGAAGUGUUUGAUAUUGAAAGUGCUCUAUCCAGUAUUCUGAAGAUUGUGAGAAACAAUUUCACAAUGUACAAAUACUAUGGGAUGAAAGGAGAUCAUUCAACAAAAAGCAGAAGCGUUGAGCUGUCAAUAGACACACACAAAAGGAAGAAAACUUUUAGCUUUUGGUGUUAUCCUUUGACAGCCUAAAGGAAAAUACAUGCCUACACUCUUGAAUGGUGCCAGUUAGAGUGACAGUGCCAAUGCUAUUUUGCGGCAGGUGGACUGGUUGUGGUGGGCGGUAGUGUCAGGUGGGGUGGGUAGAAGGAGUGUGUGUCCCGCCUCCCUCUCCCUCUACAGAACCCACCCCACUGCCUCUGCUUUUUGGUUAGUGGUCUCCUUUAAUCCUAAAGUAUUUAAUUUCUACAAGAACUUUCCUAUCAAAUUUUUACAAUGUGUGCAAUUUAAUCUCUCUUUCAUAAAAAGUCUCAAAAUACAAUACAUUUUGUAUUUGCUAGAUACUGUUGUACCUGUGGCAAUUGGUCUAGAACAUAAGUAAUGAAAUUAUCACUGAGAUGACAUGGGGCCGAAAACAGCCAGUAAAAAAAGAAAAAAAUCCUACCCUAUGAUGGAAAUAGUUGAAUUCAAUUCAGAUUUUUGAAAGGUUUUAUUCUUUUGUAGAAGUGUUUCAUAUUGAAAGUGCUCUAUCCAGUAUUCGGGAGACUGUGAGAAACAGUUUCACAACAUACAAAUACUAUGGGAUGAAAGGAGACCAUGAAGUGUUGAGCCGUCAAUAGUCACACACAAAAGGAAGAAAACUUCUAGCUUUUGGAGUUAUCGUUUGACAGCCUAAAGGAAAAUACGCACACACGCCUACAGUCCUAAAUGGUGCCGGUUAGAGUGACAGUGCCAAUGAUUUUUUUGUGGCAGGUGGACUGGUUGUGUUGGGCAGUAGUGUGAGGUGGGGUGGGUAGAAGUGAGUGUGUCCUGCCUCCCUUCUCCCUCUAUGGAACCCACCCCACUGCUUCUGCUUUUUGGUGAGUGGUCUCCUUUAAUCCUAAAGUAUUCAAAUUCUACAAAAACUUUCCUACCAAAUUUUUACAAUGUGUGCAAUUUAAUCUCUCUUUUAUAAGAGUGUCUCAAAAUACAAUAAAUUUUGUAUUUGCUAGACACUAUUGUACCUGUGGCAAUUGGUCUAGAACAUAAGUAAUGAAAUUAUCACUGAGAUGACAUGGGGCCGAAAACAGCCAGUAAAAAAAGAAAAAAAUCCUACCCUAUGAUGGAAAUAGUUGAAUUCAAUUCAGAUUUUUGAAAGGUUUUAUUCUUUUGUAGAAGUGUUUGAUAUUGAAAGUGCUCUAUCCAGUAUUCUGAAGACUGUGAGAAAUAAUUUCACACCGUGCAAAUACUAUGGGAUGAAAGGAGACCAUUCAACAAAAAGCUGUCAAUAGACACACACAAAAGGAAGAAAACUUUUAGCUUUUGGUGUUAUCCUUUGACAGCCUAAAGGAAAAUACAUGCCUACACUCUUGAAUGGUGCCGGUUAGAGUGACAGUGUCAAUGCUAUUUUGCAGCAGGUGGACUGGUUGUGAUGGGCAGUAGUGUCAGGUGGGGUGGGUAGAAGGAGAGUGUGUCCCGCCUCCCUCUCCCUCUCCCUCUACGGAACCCACCCCACUGCUUCUGCUUUUUGGUGAGUGGUCUCCUUUAAUCACAAAGUAUUUAUGUAGUUCGAAUGAGAUGCACUCCCACUUCCAUUGCCAUGCCAGUUCAUGUACCUGCAUCAUCUCCCCCCCCCCCCAGCCCCCCUCUCACUCACUCACUCCCUCCC